AUGGAUACACCAAUCAAUGCCCCUCAGUAAUCUAUAAAUGGAGCCUUUUAAAAUAGGAACAAAGAUGCACUAAGUUUAAGUCAAACACCUUCUAAUUUAUUAAAUAGUUAGAAACGAUUACAAAAUCCGAACAGGCUGGAUUAGAUUGGCUCUCAGUAAAAUCACGAUUUUAAUCUCUUUACUCAUCAUAAGCUCUCUCAGUAGGACCGUUAACUUAUUGAAAAUUAUGAGACUCUUAAAGAAGCCCUGUUAGAACUGUAUCUCUCAGUCAAAAUUCGCUCGGAUGAUGAAAUCGAUGCUUAUACAGAAGAUCAAUUCAAAGUCGAGAAAGAGUAAAUGAGGGAAGUAGACGGAUUCACUUUGAUAGAUUAUAUUAAAAGCUCAAUAGAGAUUCUUAUGAAUAUGAAGAUUGAGGAAAAUGAACUUUAGCAGGAGUAACUUAAGGAAGAGGAUGAGGUCUCUGAGUAGUUCAAUUUUGACAGUAAAAAGCUAAAAUAAGAUAAGCUAUUUAAGAAAGGAUUUAGAAGAGAGAGGACGAUUCCUAAAAUAGAUGAUAAAACGCCAACAUCUAGCAUUAUCGAUUUAUAGAAGAAACUUGACUAAAUAUCAUCACCAACUUCUUCAUCAUCGAAUUCCUCAAUUCCAGCAGCUCACAAAGAAUAUGAAAAAUGUUUGAGAGCGCUUGAGAAUGAAUGCAGAAAUCAUAUCAAGGUUGAAUAACAAAUGAAAUUGCACAUCGAAUGCCUCUAGGAGAAACUAGAUUAAAUUACUAAAGAAAGAGAUGAUUUCUAAGCAACUAACGAAGCAAGUCUUGGCAAGCAUAAGCAGGAGAUUGAUAAAUUGAGUAAAAUUAUAAAGACUUUGGAGGAAGAGUUAAUGAAUAAGGCUGAAAAGAUUAAGUAGACUGAAAAUACUCUCUUAAAAUAGAUUGAAGAUUUCAAUUCCUAGGGCUUCAAAUUAAAAGAACUAUAAAAGUAGUAUGACAAGAUGAAGAAAGAAAAUGCAAAGAUGUCACGGAAUAUAUAGAAUAUUUAAGUGAGUCAAGCUCUAGAGAAUAACAACUCUUAGAACAUAGAAUAUCAAGAUUAAAGCAAGCAAAUAGGAAAUGUUUAGAGAUCGAAUUCUGAGAUGGGUAACUACAAUAACAAUGGAAGUAUUAUAAAGCCUAUUAAUAGUUCAAGAGAAUCUAGUCUUAACAAAAUUCCCAAGCUCUCAGUUUCUGUAAUGGAUGUUUAAAGAGAUUCAGUUACUGAAAGAAAUUCAAAGGCUAGCAACCAAACUAGUAGCUAGAAUAAUAAUAAUCCAUAUUUCAUAGAUUCUUUCAACAGACUUAAUAAGCAUGCACUCUAGUCAGAUGCUAUCAAAUCAAUGAGUAAUUUCAAUCAUCCAGGAAAUUUAAGCAGCGGUGGUGGAAAUGGUUCUUCAGAUAUAACUACUAGAAAUAGCAAUAAUGCUAUGAUAGAUGGACACAAAAGAAGCAAAUCUUAAUCUUAAAUGGGUUAACUUGCAAAGUAAAUCAAUGUUAUCAGCAGCAAGCAUCAUCAAAUAAACAUAAAUGGUCAACAGAUCACAUCUGAUCAAAAUAAUUAAGCUAAUUUCUCGUCCAGUUUCUUCAAAAACAAUAAAAACUAAUUAGCAGUAGGUGUUUCCAAUCAGCGAACAAGUUUCAGUAAAAUUGGAAUUAAGCAGUCUUUCGAUAGAAAACCUAAUCUUAAUUCAUAACUGAACUCUAGUAGAAAUGACAAUGAUUAGAGCUUGUUCAAUAAUCAACUAAACAGUCAUAGAAGAAAUAUUCAGCAGUAGUAGUAGUAGCAGUAAUAGUACUCUCAGUCUAUAUAAUAUAAUCCAUUCCCUUCAGUUAGUAAUCUAGCUCCAACCAAUGUUUAAGCUCAGAGUUUUAAUGGAUCUAGUAAUGCUAAGAAUGUUUUAUAGUCGAGCUAUAAUAACGGUUAGACACCUGGAGGCAGUGGUGGAGGUGUCUAGCAUCAUCACACUCGACACAAAACAGACAUUGGUUUAGCUCUGAAUGAAAUGAGGAACUCAAUGGACUUUGGAAAUAAUAAGAGAAAUAUUGGCUAACAGCUUGCAAGUUAUAACUAAGUAAGUGCUAAUAGUGGAAGUUACAGUGGCAAUCAAAACACUCAGCAGAGCAAUAGCUUUAACAAUGGUGGAGGUGGUAAUAGUGCUAAUAACUAAAAUCUAAAUAGUCAAGCAUUACUUCAAUAUGGCAAUCAAAUAUUUCCUACAGAUCCAAUGUUCUAAAAUGCCCCUAAUUUGAUUGUCAACAACACUUAAAAUCAAAGUAAUUAUUCAUCUCACCCAUUAUUAUUAGAGAUUGUAUAUUUUGAGAUAGUAGGCAGUCAAGGUGUUCAUGCUAGAAAUAAAUCAAAUGAUGUGGUAGUUAACACAGGAAGUAUAUCUAAUAGAGACGUCCAAGAAAAACUUAGUAAAAUUUACCUUGAAAACAAUCACAAGGGAAAACUAAAAAAAGUCCCAAAAGCAUACCUUUAAAAAGUAAUUGCUGAUAGCAGAAGACCUAGAGUGAGUGAUGGAGGAAUUAGCUAAAACAUAAUAAAUACAUCUUUCUAGCAGAUGCAGUAGAAACGGCCAAUAUGA
Messenger RNA from Stylonychia lemnae, 2616 nucleotides. The record is from the annotation of a GenBank genome assembly. NCBI's taxonomy places the organism in Eukaryota, Ciliophora, Spirotrichea, Sporadotrichida, Oxytrichidae.